This is a messenger RNA of Cladocopium goreaui, 852 nucleotides long. The record is from the annotation of a GenBank genome assembly. NCBI's taxonomy places the organism in Eukaryota, Dinophyceae, Suessiales, Symbiodiniaceae.
AUGGAAAACCGGAUCCACCACGAACAGGACUUGAUUGGUCUUUUGUGGAUUUUGUCCAAAUUGGGCGCUCCACGGGUAUUCCUCCAAAUCGUGAUCCUCGUGUGGUACACCGAUGGGCUUUUUGACCUUGGGGAGGAGUUCCAAUGGCUGGAAUUUUUUGCAGGGGUCGCAAAUUGCACCCUGUACAUGUUGGCACUCGUCUUCAUUCUGAAGCAGAAGACAUCGGAUUGCAUCUCCUGGUUUGCAAUCAAGUGCUCAUCGUUUACAGGUGUCAACCGGGGAACCAGUAAGAGAAGCGCAUGCAACAGCAUUGGUGACCCCAGUGUCUACUCCGUUGGCAUGUCCAAUGCCCUGUUGGAAAGGACAAUCCUCCUUUUGAUGGCCGUUGCUUGCAAAUGUGGAGUUUGGGUACUAGAACAACCAGGCUCUUCGGUUUUGGAGUUUUACCCGGCAUGGCUUCACAUGAUGGAAUACCACUACAAGCUGUUCGGAAACCAUGGAGUCAGCCGCAUCGGCUGGUGGAUGUCAAUGUACGGGAGCCCAACUCCCAAGCGGCAGUACGCUUGGUCCAACAGCACAGCCAUUCGCCGUUUGGAUGUGGGGACUUAUCCAGUUCCCUUCGCCCAGCGCAUCGUGAACAUCCGUGGUGACUUGAUCCAGGGGAGACCAAUGGAACCUCUUAUUCCAUCACCAUGCCCCCUUGGCCCACAAAUCCUGUCCUCCACUCCAGAGGAUGUGGAAGGCUUGUUUGCCACAGCUGACCUUGGCUCAGUUUACAGGUAUCUCCGGGGCGGGAAAGGCUUGCAGCUACCGCCCCACUGGCGUCCCUACAUGCCAUGUGAGGUGCCCUAG